Toxotes jaculatrix (banded archerfish) is the source of this 2115-nucleotide messenger RNA. Its product is annotated as cGMP-dependent protein kinase 1-like. Bases 1 to 2115 code for a protein of 704 amino acids. The transcript has 20 exons. Gene Ontology annotation, molecular function: cGMP-dependent protein kinase activity; ATP binding. The record is from RefSeq and is a predicted model, not a curated record. NCBI's taxonomy places the organism in Eukaryota, Metazoa, Chordata, Actinopteri, Toxotidae. Gene Ontology annotation, biological process: protein phosphorylation.
AUGCACGUGUACAUGGCUGUGUCUAAAAGCGCCGGCACUCUGCGGGACCUUCAGCUGGCUCUGCAGCUGAAGAUCGAGGAGCUCCGGCAGAGAGACGCUCUCAUCGAUGAGCUGGAGCUGGAGCUGGACACGAAGGAUGAUCUGAUCAGACAGCUGCAGAUAGAGCUGGACAGGCAUCGCAGCGCCUCACAGCACGCAGCCAGCUCUGCAGAGACGGCAAACACAGAAGGAGCAGCAGCUCAGACUCCGGCAGGACCUGAUGAACCUCAGCGCACCAAGAGACAGGCCAUCUCAGCUGAGCCCACAGCGCUGGACCCCUCCCAGCUCACCGACGUCACCCUCACCAGCUACUGCAAGACAAAAGAGUCCAGUGAGCUGAUCCAGAGGGCUCUAAUGGACAACGACUUCAUGAAGCAUCUGGAGCACGGGCAGAUCCUCACCAUCAUGGACUGUAUGUAUCCAACCAGCCUGGCCAAAGGCUGCUGCGUGAUCCAGGAGGGAGACGACGGCUCCACCGUCUACGUUCUGGAGGAGGGGAUGGUGGAGGUCACCAAACAAGGGAAGAGUCUGUGCAGCAUCGGUCCUGGAAAGGUGUUUGGAGAACUUGCCAUCCUGUACAACUGCACCCGCACAGCUACUGUAACAGCCCUCACUGACAUCAAGCUCUGGGCGAUCGACAGACUGGGUUUCCAGACCAUCAUGAUGAGGACUGGUCUCAUCAAACACUCCCAGUACACAGAUUUCCUGCGCAGUGUUCCCUCGUUUCAGUCUCUACCUGAGGACGUUCUCAGUAAGCUGGCUGAUGUUUUGGAGGAGACUCAUUACAGUGACGGUGAUUACAUUAUCCGUCAGGGAGCCACCGGAGACACAUUCUUCAUCAUCAGUGAAGGACAGGUGAGAGUCUCUCAGCAGAACUCCGCCAGUGACGAGCAGGUGACUGAGAAGACUCUUUCCAAAGGGGAAUGGUUUGGAGAGCAGGCUCUGAAAGGUGAGGAUGUUCGGACAGCCAGUGUCACCGCGGUGGGAGACGUCACGUGUCUGGUCAUAGACAGAGAGUCUUUCAAACAGCUGAUUGGAGGACUGGAUGAUGUCAGCAUCAAGCAGCACGACAGUGACGAGGUCAAAGCGAAGCUGCAGGCGGAGGUAGAUUUCUUCUCCAGUGUCUCCCUUAGUGAUUUCAACAUCAUCUGCACCCUGGGGAUGGGCGGCUUCAGUCGUGUGGAGCUGGUGCAACUAAAGAACAACCCCGAUCGAUCUUUUGCCCUCAAAGUGUUGAAGAAACGUCACAUCCUGGACACCAGCCAGCAGGGCCACAUCCUGUCAGAGCGCCGCAUCAUGACGGAGGCUCACAGUCCUUUCAUCAUCAGGUUGUACCGGACUUUCAGGGACUCCAAAUAUCUGUACAUGCUGCUGGAGGCCUGCCUGGGAGGAGAACUGUGGACACUGCUGAGAGACAGGGGUUCGUUCGAUGACAGCACCACUCGGUUUUACACGGGCUGUGUCAUCGAGGCUCUGGCCUUCCUGCACUCCAGAGGAAUCAUCUACAGAGACCUCAAACCCGAGAACAUCAUCCUGGACCACCGAGGAUACGCCAAGCUGGUGGACUUUGGCUUUGCUAAGAAGGUGGGUCUGGGUAAGAAGACGUGGACAUUCUGUGGGACUCCGGAGUACGUGGCCCCUGAGAUCAUCCUGAACAAAGGCCACGACAGCUCGGCUGACUGCUGGUCUCUGGGAAUACUGGUGUUUGAGCUGCUCAGUGGCAGUCCUCCGUUUUCGGGCUCUGAUCCCAUGAAGACCUAUAACAUCAUCCUGAGAGGCAUCGACAUGAUCGAGUUCCCUAAAAAAAUCACCAAGAGCGCCGCUAACCUCAUCAAACGACUCUGCAGGGACAAUCCUUCAGAGAGGCUGGGGAAUCAAAAAAAUGGAGUGAAGGACAUCCAGAAACACAAGUGGUUUGAGGGUUUCAACUGGGACGGCCUCCGCCAGGGAACCAUGGACUCUCCGUUCACACCCAUGGUGGACGGACCACUGGACAACAGCAACUUUGACUAUUUCCCAGAGGACACGGACGGCCCUCCCCCAGAUGAAGAGUCCGGCUGGGACCUUGAGUUUUAA